This is a messenger RNA of Portunus trituberculatus (swimming crab), 4034 nucleotides long. RefSeq names its product eukaryotic translation initiation factor 3 subunit A-like (gene eIF3a). The coding region runs from base 124 to 3888 and encodes 1254 amino acids. Gene Ontology annotation, cellular component: eukaryotic translation initiation factor 3 complex, eIF3e; multi-eIF complex; eukaryotic translation initiation factor 3 complex, eIF3m. Gene Ontology annotation, molecular function: mRNA binding; translation initiation factor activity. Gene Ontology annotation, biological process: translation reinitiation; formation of cytoplasmic translation initiation complex. The record is from RefSeq and is a predicted model, not a curated record. Lineage: Eukaryota; Metazoa; Arthropoda; Malacostraca; Decapoda; Portunidae. The transcript has 19 exons.
UUCCUUUCCCGGGGAAGUGAGAGACAUCGUGUGGCCGGCGGGAGGCUGAGGCCACAUAUUUCACUCCCACUGCCUACUGUGGUUAACUUUUCUUUGUGUGGGUGAUGCUAUAGAAGAACCAAGAUGUCGCGAUCGUACCAGAGACCGGAGAAUGCCCUUAAGCGGGCCAGUGAAUUCAUUGAUGUUGGGAAACCCAACAGGGCCCUCGAGGUCCUUUAUGAGGUCAUCAAGCGUGGCAAAAUGCGCAACACCUACUCAGAGAAGUUGUUGGAGCCCAUUAUGUUCAAGUAUUUGGAGCUGUGUGUUGACCUCAAGAAGUCUCACCUGGCCAAGGAAGGGUUGUACCAGUAUAGGAACAUUUUUCAGAGUGUGAACGUGUCCUCCUUGGAAACUGUGGUGCGUCAUUACCUGUCCCUAGCUGAUGAGCGGACAGAGGCCGCACGCAAGGAGAGCCAUCAAGCUGUGGUGGACAUUGAUGACUUGGACAAUCUGGCUACCCCUGAGGAGAUUCUUCUCUCUGCAGUCUCUGGGGAAGAUGCUCAGGACCGAAGUGAUCGAACUAUCCUGACUCCUUGGGUCAAGUUCCUGUGGGAGAGUUACCGCCAGUGCCUGGAGCUGCUAAGAACGAACUCCCGUGUGGAACGUUUGUAUCAUGACAUUGCCAAACAAGCUUUCAAGUUUUGUGAGAAAUACAGCCGCAAGACAGAAUUCCGCAAGCUGUGUGAUAACCUGCGGACUCACUUAUCACAUAUCCAGAAACAGCAGGGUUCAGCCACGGCAGUCAAUCUCAACAAUCCAGAGACCCAGCAGAUGAACCUGGAGACCCGGUUGGAGCAACUGAAUUACGCUAUCAAGAUGGAACUGUGGCAGGAGGCCUACAAGGCUAUAGAAGAUAUUUCAGACCUCAUGAACAAAUCCAAGAAGAUGCCCAAACCCCAUGUCAUGGCCUCUUACUACCAGAAACUAUCACUGGUCUUCUGGAAAGCUGGCAAUAUGCUCUUCCAUGCAGCUGCACUCUUCAAGCUCUUCCAGCUGCUUAGGGAUCAGAAGAAGAAUAUUACAGCGGAGGAGGUGGGUAAGCGUGCAUCCAUUGUGCUCAUUGCAACACUUGCUAUUCCUCUGCCAUCUGCACAUCCUGAGUUUGACAGGUUUAUUGAAACCGAAAAGUCAGCUUUGGAGAAGAUUGACAAGCUGGCCACUCUCCUUUCUCUGCCUAAGCCACCAACCCGAGUCUCUCUUAUUCGCGACUUGAUCCGGUUCAACGUUGUAUCAGCAGUACCUCAGGAGUUGCAAAACCUAUACAGACUAAUGGAAGUGGAAUUUGAUCCUCUUAAUUUGUGUGUGAGAAUGCAGAACAACAUAGAAUGGAUACAGGAGCAUCCUGAGCUUGGACUGACCCAGUAUGUGCCAGCACUGCAGGAGAUGACCAUUACACGUCUGGUGAAACAAGUGGCACAGCUGUACCAAUCCAUCACCUUCAAACGCUUGCUUGAACUCAGUGUCUUUGUCACUGGCUUCCACCUAGAGCGUAUUCUUGUUGACCUAGUGCGCCAUAAUGACCUACAGAUUCGUGUUGACCACAGAAGUGAAUGUGUUCACUUUGGUGCCGACCUGAGUGAGUCACAGCGUGAAGAUCUUCCUGAGGGACCCAUGUUACAGUCUUUGCCCUCUGAGACCAUCCGUUGUCAGUUAGUCCAGAUGGGUUCAGCACUACAGGCCUGCCUUGACCUCAUAGUUCCUGAAAAUAGAAAGAAAGAGAUGGAGCCAAUGAGAGCCCAGACUAUCCAGUUCUACCAGCAGACCAAGCAGCGUGAGCACAUCAAGAUCCUUCAGCGCCAGCACAUCAUUGAAGAAAGGAAAGAAAUGUUAGAAAACCAAAAUUUGGAGCGUGAGGAGUCCAUCAGGAGGGCUCAGGAAGAGCAGCUGAAAAAGCAAAAGGAGGAAGAACAGCAGCGCUUAGAACGAGAAGCCAGUCGGCGAGAGAAAGCCCGACAAGAAGAACAGCUCAAGCAGAUUCAAACCAAACAAAUCAAAGACCGGCUGUCACAGAUUGCGCAGACCUCCUAUGGGCAGAAAAUGAUGGAAAAGUUUGAUGAAGAGGAGCUGCUGAAUCUUGGAGCAGAGGAAAUUCUCCAAAGACAGGUGGAGGAGCUUGAAAAGGAACGCAAGGAACUCCAGCAGCGACUCAAGGCACAGGAGAAGAAGGUUGAUUACUUUGAGAGGGCAAAGAGGCUGGUUGAGAUACCACUCUUAAAGAAGAUGUUGGAAGAAGAAAAGGAAAAGGACAAAGAUUUUUGGCAAUCACAAGAAGAGGAACGUGUAAAGAAGCUAGUUGAAGAGCACCAGGUAAGUUUGGAGCACAGUAGGCGCCUCAAACUCAUGCAUUCAGACCGCACUGACUUCCUGAAUCAGUUGAAGUCAUCUCGUCGCUCUGAGAUUGAAAAGAAGCUCAACGAUUUCAAUGCACGUUUGGAGGUGGAGCGUAAGAAGCGACUCGCUGAGAGGAAAGAGCAAAGGCGGCGUGAACGUCGUGAGACUUACUUCCGUAUUAAGGCUGAGGAAGAGCAGCAGAGAAGAGAUGAAGAGCUGAAGAAAGCCAGGGAGGAAAAAGAAAGACUGGAGAGAGAGCAGAGGGAAAAGGAGGAGCAAGAAUACAUGGAGAGGAAAGCACAGUGGGACAGGCAGGCAGAGGCACAGAGAGAACGCAUGAGAGUCAUAGAGGAGAAGCAGAAGUUGGAUGCCACACGCUGGGCAAACGUAUCUGCAAAUGAGGAACGGAGUUGGCGGUCACGUACCCGGGAUGAGCCAAAGGAGGAGACCGCUCCCGCUCCUAAAGAGGAGGAGGAAGAUGAAGAAGAGGAAGCUGGUGAUGAAGGUGAUCAAAGCACCAGUCAAGUUUCCAAUGAGCGUUCAGAUGUCUGGAGGCCUGGCGGAGGGUCAUGGCGAGAGAAGGAACGUGAGAAGCUGGAUGCCUGGCGAAAGAAGGAAGAAGAUGAGGUGGAAGAAGAGCCUGUCCGAGAACCCCGGGACCGUGGCAACAGAGACAUUAGGAGGGAUGAACCAAUGCCGCCUCCCCGAGACCGUGGCAAUAGGGACAUCAGGCGCGAUGAGCCUCCGAGAGAUUUCCGGCGAGAAAGGGACGAUCGCAUGGGCUUUGGUGGCCGAGACAGGGAUGACCGCUUUGGAAGAGAUCGUGAUGAUCGCUUUGGGAGAGAUAGAGAGGAUCGAUUUGGAAGAGAUCGUGAGGAUCGGGAUCGGGACAGUCGUUUUGGGAGCAGGGAUGAACGUGGCAACUUUGGAAGCAGAGAUGACAGGGAGAGUGACUGGCGCCGAGGACCUGCAAGAUCUGACAGAGACUUUGGUGGACGUGGGGACCGUGAUCGUGACUUUGGCCGAGGAGGGGACAGAGACUUCGGCAGAGGAGACAGAGACCGUGAUCGUGAUUUUGGCCGAGGAGGAGACAGAGACCGUGACUUUGGCCGGGGAGGAGACCGUGACAGGGACUUUGGUCGAGGAGACCGUGACAGGGACUUCGGCCGAGGAGACAGGGAUAGAGAGUUUGGAGGGCGGCGUGACAUGGGAAGAGAUGACCGUGACCGUGACCGAUUUGGAGGUCGCCGAAUGGAGAUGGAUGAUCGCCGUGGCCCUACACGUGCUGAUGAAGGUGGCUCCUGGCGGUCUGCUGGACCACCAGCAAUGAGAGAAAGACCUCGUACUGAGGAUCGAGAUAGGCGUCCUCCUCCUUCGGAUGACCGUCGUGAUGACAGGCCACGGCAAAAUGCCUGGCGUACCCGGGAAGAACCCAGGAAAGAGGACCCUCCAGAGGAAAGGUCUCGACAUCCUCGGGAGGUGACAGAUGAGGAUGGCUGGACCACUGUCAGGCGCUGAGCUCACAGUUUACAGUGUUAAUUUCAUCUGGAAUGGUGAUGGGUUCCUCUGGUAUUAGGAUGGUCUCUUGAGUCUUUUUUAUAUUGUCAUUGGAUGGAAAACAUUGUUAUAUUCUGAUAAUUUAAUAUUAAAGAAAAAGUAAAGCC